AUGGGUGGUUUCAAGGCCGUCGAGGACCGGCCGACGCCGAAAGAGGUUUACAACUGGCGCCUGUACCUCGAGGCGUCCAUCAUCGCAACCGGAUCUUUGCUGUUCGGUUACGAUUCUGCCUUCAUCGGAACCACCAUCGCUCGAACCGGUUUCAAGAGGGACUUCGGAAUCAACUCCCAGAACUCCGACAACAUCUCGAGUAACAUCACCUCGGCUUUCCAGGCCGGUGCUCUCGGCGGAGCGGUACUUUGCUUCUUCAUCACCGAGCGUCUUGGCAGAAAAUGGACUCUGCAAGCCAACGUCGUCAUCUUCCUCAUCGGUGCCAUUCUCAUGGUCGCCGCGACAAACCAGCUCUCAUACAUCUAUGCGGGCCGCGCCUUGACGGGUAUUGGUUGCGGUGGCAUCACGGCCACGGUCCCCUCCUACAUCGGCGAGCUCUCGAUUCCCUCGAUCCGCGGCAUCCUCACCGGUCUCUUCGAAGUCGCUUACCAAGUCGGUUCGGUCAUCGGGUUCUGGAUCAACUUCGGCAUCACCCAGAACAUUAACCCGAACUCGGCUGUCAGCUGGAGGAUCCCGAUGGCGUUCCAGCUCGUCCCCUCCGGCAUUCUCUUUAUUGGGUGUUUCUUCAUCCACGAGAGCCCGUUGUGGUUGAUGCGUAAGGGCAAGACCGAGCAGGCGCACAAGGUCCUCGAGACGAUUAGACAUCUUCCCAUUGAUCACAAGUAUAUGCAAGAGGAGAUUGAUAUGUUGCAGAAGAAGAUGGACGAGGAGGCAUCCGUUGCUAGCGGUUACGGUAGCGGCCAGAUGGCUUAUUUCCGUGGCGUUGUCAACAUUCUGUGCCGCAAGGGCAUGUGGAAUCGCCUGGUCCUGGUCUUCUGCAUCUUUGCGCUGAACAACCUGUCCGGUGCUGCUGCCAUCAACUACUAUUCUCCGACCCUGUUCUCGUCCAUCGGAAUCACGGACGUCGCUCUCUACACCGGUAUCUACGGCUUGAUCAAGGCCAUUGCUUCAAUCAUCUACUUUAUCUUCCUCAUCGACCUCCUCGGCCGAAGAUGGCCCGCCAUCCUGUCGUCAUUCAUUUGCGCUCUCUGUCUCUUCGUUGUCGGAGCCUACGUCAAGAUUGGUCACCCUGCCGACAUCAUUGCCGCCGGAAAGGAGCUUUCCGCCUCGACUGCCGCUGGAGGUAAAGCGGCUACCGGAAUGAUCAUGAUUUACUCCAUCUGCUGGUCCUUCGGACUAAACGGUAUCCCCUGGAUUGUCUCCGCCGAGAUCUUCCCGGGCGCUCUGCGCAACUUCACCGGCACCUUCGCUGCCCUGUCUGUCUGGGUCACGCAGUUCGCCAUCACCAAGGCACUUCCUUACAUCUUCAGCUCCUUCGGCUACGGCACGUGGUUCUUCUUCGCCGGCUGGAUGAUUGUCGCAACGGUCUACUGCUUCCUCUGCCUUCCUGAAACGAAGGGUCUCACCAUGGACCAGAUGGACGUUAUCUUUGGUUACGCUCACGAUGCUCGCCCUGAGCCAUCAGCCAAGGUCAUCGACAACACUUUUGACGACGCGGAUAAGGCUAAGCAGAGUGUGCACACGGAGGAUGCAUAA
Colletotrichum karsti is the source of this 1596-nucleotide messenger RNA. RefSeq lists its product as uncharacterized. The record is from RefSeq and is a predicted model, not a curated record. Gene Ontology annotation, cellular component: membrane. NCBI's taxonomy places the organism in Eukaryota, Fungi, Ascomycota, Sordariomycetes, Glomerellales, Glomerellaceae. Gene Ontology annotation, molecular function: carbohydrate:proton symporter activity. The transcript has 10 exons. The coding region runs from base 1 to 1596 and encodes 531 amino acids. Gene Ontology annotation, biological process: carbohydrate transport; transmembrane transport.